AUGGCAUCAUCACCAACCACGCCCUCCCUCUCCCUCCUCCUCCAACCAACCCUCUACACCUCCCCAACCAUAAAAUCCACCCCCCACCUCUCCACCGCCCUAACGUCCCUCAUAAACUCCGCCUUCUACCGCUCCGCAUCUUCAAAUGCCAACUGGAACACUUCGAUCCCACGCUUUGACUCGGCAGACGAGCUGUGUAAGAUGGUAGGGGAUGAAGGAAGUGUGAUUGCCGUCUUGUAUUCUUCUCGCGCCAAAACCAAAGCGGAAGAGUCCAGGGAGAAAGACGAUGGGGGAGAGGAGGAGGAGGAGGAAGAAGAAGGGGAGAGAGAAAUAGUAGCUUGUGCAGCAGCCAUACCCUGGAAGGGCGGUUGGCACCGCGAGGGUUCCUGUACGGAAAGCGGGUGGGAGGUUAAAACGGUGUGUGUGGCUGAGGGAUAUGUGGGCAGGGGACUUGCGAGUCGGCUGGUAGAGUUUCUGGGGGGUUAUUUGUGUGCUCGGCGGAAGCUGGAGGAGAAGGAGGAGGGCAAGGUGACGCUCUGGCUCCUCGUCGCCGACGACCUCAACGGCGCAUACUGGCGGCGCCGCGGCUGGGAAGAAGUCCGGCGGAGGAGGGAGGGGAAGGGGGUGUGGGGGUGUAAGGGGGAGUUUGACAUGGUUGUUUUGAGAAGGGAGUUUCCAAUUUAA
Messenger RNA from Bipolaris oryzae ATCC 44560, 684 nucleotides. RefSeq lists its product as uncharacterized. The transcript has a single exon. The record is from RefSeq and is a predicted model, not a curated record. Lineage: Eukaryota; Fungi; Ascomycota; Dothideomycetes; Pleosporales; Pleosporaceae. The coding region runs from base 1 to 684 and encodes 227 amino acids.